UUUGAUAUAUUUAUUUGCCUGAUUAAAAUUUCUAACUCUGAACAAACCUUUAGGUCUGCAGUUAUGUAUAUUAAACAAAUUUUUUUGUUAUGCAAAAUUUCUAAAACUAUAGCUUUCUUCUUUACUAAGUUUGAAACUUUAGCCCCCCCCCCCCCUACCAAACCCUAAGACGUAUAUUGGUAAUACAGAAAAGCCCUAUCUUGACAAUUCAGGGGACAAAAGUUCUAAAUCGUCUCUACAUUUCGAACCUUACCUUCAGAUUUGGCCACAUUUGUAACAAUUGACACUAACGGUUCCACUUUCUUGGGAUAAUCUAAAUUGAAGCAACUGUUUUCAUCAUAUUUAAAAUGUUAUCAGAACUUUGCUAGUCUUAAAUAAAAAUACUCCUCUUUUGUUUAGUUCAUGAAUUUUUACUUUUAAUGCAUACCAAUCCAUAAGAAUAAUGAACAAUUAAAAACAAAACACAGAUUCAAAAUAAAAAAAAAUGGCAUGAAUCACAAAAAAAUGAACAGCUGAAUUAUUACAAUCCAGCUCCGACCCUAAACUGAAAAUGUAAAUUUCUGAACGUGUAAUUGUAAUUACAUCUAAUUCUGAACAUGUAAACCUGAACAGAAUGACAUUAACUACAGGAGUAAACUUAAACUUACCGUGUCAGUGUAUGGGGGAGAAGGCUUCCUACACCUUCCAAGCUAGAAAUGUUAGUUUAUCGUUCUGGAACACGAAUGCCAUCACAAGCUCACGAAAGUUUAGAUCUAAUGUUGAGGGCGCAGCUGCCCUCAGAACCGGAUCACCCUAUACUGCCUUCAUAUUCAAGGAUGGAGGUGUAUGUGAGAUGGCUUAUGUGGAAAAGAACACUCCUAGUUCUCCAAAUCCAGUGAAAGUGAUGUUUCUAGUAUUUGCUAAAGUUGGGAAUAGACAAGUUGGACCUCGGACUGAAUGCCCUUCUUCUCAUCCAUAUCCCUUUAAAAAUGGCACAAAGUGUUGUGAGGGAAAUCUCGAGGAUCCCUUUAUACUCGUAUCUACAGGAACUAGAGGAUUUCUUACAAUCAACAGUACAACUUGUAGUUAUCCCUCUGUGGACUGUGCUGACGGCUGGAUUUGUCAGUUACAUUCAAACAUUGAAAACUCCCUCCAGAUGAACGCUGACAUUACGCCUAAUUCCUACACAUCCUUCCUUGCAACUGGGAAGAAUAAAUGUCAAGAAAUCUGUGAAUCACGAGAGGAAUGCCAGUGGCUUCACAGCUGGCUACAAAUCUAGUUAUAUCAAUGUUCCAUUUGCCUGAGAAUUUCUAAUGUAAAGCAUAGCAACACAAUAAACCGCUAAUUUCUUCAUUUUUAAGUUAAUACUAUUUAUUAAUAUUUAAUUAAUAUUCUAUUGAAAAAUAAUUGAACUUCAUUGUAAUCCGCAGCUCUCCUUUUAAUUUACACAUGUAAGCUGGAUAAAAUGCAAAGCUGAAAUAGAAUAGAUUUAGAAUUAGAUUAUUAUAUUGGCCCAAUCAUUGUAGCCUAUUAGAUUUCAAUGUUUUGCUUAAA
Molecule: messenger RNA, 1533 nt
Organism: Eurytemora carolleeae
Lineage: Eukaryota; Metazoa; Arthropoda; Copepoda; Calanoida; Temoridae
Exons: 9
Coding region: 614-1258 (214 amino acids)
Source: RefSeq, a predicted model, not a curated record